CACAUUUUAUAAUGAAGUAUUAACAACUGUGAUGUGCGUUCACAAAAAUUAAUUUAAUUCCUCGUUAAAAGUUUUAAAUAUUUCUGACAAUACUAUCAUGUGGAGGACAAAUUUUUGGUCAUUUAACACCAUGCACUUAUAUACAUUAAAUAUGACUACACACAACCACUGGAUGAGAUUAGCGAAUCAUGUGAAGACUAACAAUAUUGCGGCAAGUAACAAUGAGAAAAAUCGGCUCAGUGGGUCAAAGCUUUUGGCCGACAUGAGAAAUGGUGAAAACCUUUCCAAAUGGGAACCAGAACUAUGUAUAAAAAUGUUACAGUUACCUGGCGUUAAUAACUAUUUAGCGAUCAAAAAAUUGGUUAACGAAGCAGACAAGAAAUGGAUCGAAGAGUUCUUGCAGAGAGAUGGCCUGGGAACGCUAUUGAGCAGCUUGGGAGCGGCGAGUGGAAAAUCGCUUAUGGGCACAAUGGACCAGUUGCAGUGCGUCGAAUGCUUGCGUGCCGUCGUCAGGUCCCGGACCGGAUUGAAAUACAUAUCCACUCAUCUAGAAUACUCGUCGUACUUGGCUUCAGCAGUACUUGUAUGCAAUAAUACAAUCGUAAAGCUACAAGUAUACGAGCUGUUGUGCGCGUUGUGUGUAUUCUCCACUGACGGAAUGAUUUUCGUGAAGUCUGUUUUGUCGCACAUUAAGAUAAAACAAGAAUUACGACACGAUUACGAAAUCGUAGUGAUGGAACUACAACUGGCGGAUACAUUUGCUUAUCAAACAACUCUGAUGGCUUUCGUCAACUGUCUGAUACUCGUUGAACAAAAUCCUAGGAAGAGAACGUGUGUCAGAAACGAACUGAUUGCUCUUGGACUAAAGACUGCUAUCAAUAACAUGGAGGGUUACGAAGAUGAUGCAUUACAAAUACAAAUCACCGUGUUCGAAGAGCAUCAGUUAGCCGACGAAAAUCAAAUACCUCAAAAAUCACACCAACAACUAUUUAACGAGUUACGGUCUAAGAUAUCAAACACGUUAUACGACUCGUAUUUGCAAAACAUUUUGCUGCAAAUGUCAGAAAUGGAUUACAGUGAUGCAAAAAUUAAUGACAUUUGGAAUUUAAUCAAUGAAGUCAUCUGUAAUGAUCCACAAGCAAUAUUAGACACAUAUCGAAAAACUUCAAAAACACAUUCUACAGGGUCUCAAACUGACGAGAAAAGACUUAUAAAAGGUUUAUCUCUGAAUUCCCGACGCUGUAGCUUAAAUAUACCAAAAGAUAAACGAACUACUAUUAAACUUAAAAGACCGUCACUGCCCGCACUUCCAGUCGUCAAAAAAUUAGACGAACACACUAAUUUUAACGGGCGCCAUAUUAAAAACCCUAUUAAAUGUUCUAUAUUUACUCAGACAGACCGUGCGUGUUAUUGUGACGGUAUUGGACUUACUGAAGUUGACUCUAAUCCCGAGCUGAAUAAUAACAGUCCAGAUUUAUUAGAUGUGAACUAUGUAAAAAGUGAUGCUUGUAAAUCUCUGGAAUUAUCAUGUAAAAGCUCAGUAAUACCACCUUCGCCAUAUCUGUCAAACCUUUCAGGAAUUCCACCUCCCCCACCACUUCCAAUUUCAGUAGGAAUUCCACCACCUCCACCUCCACCACCACCACCGCCAUCAUCUUCAUCUUCAUCACAAAAAAUUCCACCACCACCACCACUUCCAUCAACAGGAAUAUCACCACCACCACCACCACCUUUACCCAUAAUAGCACCUCCACCACCUCCUUUGCCCGGAAUGGUACCUCCACCACCUCCUCCCAUCACUGCAUUAAAGUCCACAGAGCUAAUUUCAAUACCAGAAAAAGCACCUCAAUCUACAACAUUGUCACCUUCAACGGAAUUUUUGGGAUUUGGUAAAACUAUUACUGAUGGUCAUCGGACAGUACCUACAAGAAGAAUGAAUAACAAUAUAAAGUACUACUCAUUACCCAAAACAAAAAUGAAGACUUUGAACUGGACAAAGGUCAACAAUCAAUAUUUAGACAAGUCGGUUUGGUCGUCGGCGGACCCUCCUAACUUAAAUAUAAACUUCAGAACAAUUGAUGAAUUGUUUUGUCAAAAACCAAGAGCAAAAUCUUCACCUGCUGUUUUAUCGCCAAACGGUGUUUCUAAAGCAAACGUUGUGAAUAUAUUAGACAAUAAUCGAAGCUUAGCGAUCAACAUAAUGCUGAAACAGUUCAAAUCCGGUUCACAUGAAAUUUUAGAAGCGCUUCAAAAUGGUAUGUCAAUUCCUCUUGAACUAAAAGGUCUUCAACGAGUUUUGCCCACAGAUGAAGAGAUAAAAUUGAUAAAAAAAAAAGACGUCGACCUGUCUAUUAUUGGAUCUGCUGAGCAGUUUUGUAUGCAACUCAACAACAUAUCCAAUUAUCAGUUGAGAAUAAAACUUAUGAUCGAAAAAGAAGAACUACCUGCCAUAGUAUCAGAAAUACACAGUCAACUAGAAAGUGUCAAAGAAAUGUGCGAUGACCUGAUAAAAAAUCAGCCGUUCAAGCAAUUCCUGUCGCUAGUGUUGUUUAUCGGAAAUUACCUAAAUGCUGGAAGCUAUGCUGGCAACGCAAGCGGAUUCACAUUGGAUACGUUGCCUAAAUUGCUCGAUACUAGAGCCAAUAAACCUAGAGUGACUUUUCUUCAUUUCGUCGUCGAAGUGGCGCAGACAAACAAAAUGGAUGACAUAUUAAGUUUCACUAAAUACACUGCAGCUCUUAGAAAUCUAUCCAGGAUAUCAUUUUUGUCGUUAGAAGACGAAAUAAACGUCAAAACGAAACAAAUCAAAAGUUUACAUCUACAGUUGUCCAAACAAACGAAAAAACAGAUAUGUGAUCAAUUUUCAGAUUUCAUAAAGCAAGCCGUCAUUGAUAUCGAAACUCUUAACAAGGAGUAUAAAAGUGCAACGGAGAAAAUUCAAAGAGUAGCUAUCUAUUUCGGCGAGGACGUUAACAAAUUUAAAAUUGAAGAAUGCUUUGCUUUGUUGGGAAAUUUUUUCGACCGAAUUGAUGUGGUUGCCAAGGAAAACAUAAAUCGCAAAAUUCAAGAGGAAAAGAAUAAAACACUCGCUGUAGAAUUGGAAAAGGAGAAGGACGUCCCGAACGUCGUUAUGAGGCGCGGACGAGGGUCUAUGAUACCCAAAGAUGAAGAUGUAUGCAUAGUGGAUUUGGUGUUGCGAGACAUUAGGAGAGGAUCCUUUAAUUUAAGAAGCGUGAAAUCUGAAGGCGAAAAACACAUCUAAUAUAGCAUUCCAAAUAUUUGAAUGUUUUAUUGUGUAACACGUGCAUAUUUCACUUCAUACUUCACUUAUGUUAUGAUGUAUUAUAAAUAAUUCCAGAAAGUUGAUUAUGUACAACUAUUAUAAAUACUAAAAUACUGAAUUAUAAGACUUUCUAUAAAAAAAUAUUCAAAAGUGUCAAUUUUAGAAAAUAUUAUCAUAAAAACAUUAUAGUUGUAAUUUUCGUCAUACAGUUAUAAUUGUAUACUUAUUUAAUUUCUUUACUAUUUUUGUUUUUGUUUUUUUUUUUUUUAUGGAUUAUUGUUUGAUUUGACUUUAAUUCAUUUACUGUUCUUACCACUCUUUGUCUUUUUUUUUUUAUACAAUAAUUUAGUAUUAUAUUCAACACCUUAUUUAUAAAUUUAUAUUAACGUUUUCAAUGUCUAUUUGUUUUAUUUUUUUUUUAUAUACUUUUUUCGAGGAUUAUGGAAACAACUAAAAUAUUUUGUAUAUUUUAAUGGUUAUGUAGGUUUUAAGCUUAAUCUGCUAUAGAAUCUAAACUAUUAAUGUUUAUUAGAUAAGUUAUGGAUUUUAUUGUGCCAUUAUAUGAGUUCAAAUGAUUUUAUUUUUUGAUAAUAUCUAAUUUUCGAGUUAAGUAUUACUCACGUAACUUCCGAAUAAACUUAUAAGUUGUGUUAAUAGAGUUCAUAAGAAAUAAUUAGUUUUUAUAUUUAUAAUUCGUAUAAGAAUUUAUUUUAUGUUCUUAAAUUAUACGGUUGAUAAAACUUUGAAACUUUUUAUAAAGAUAUUAUAUAGAAACGUCGUCAAAGCUAUUAAGUAUUUCAGUGAAAAAAAACACAAUUAUUUGGAGGGAUGAAUUAUUCUUACAAUUAUAAAUUUAAUUUGAUUUUUAUUACAUCAAUCAAAUUCGGGUUUCAAGAUAUAAAGUAUUUUUACACUGGAAAAAAAUUCAAAACCCGUAGUAGUUGAAUACUUUAUUUUAAAUGUGUAGAGUACAAAAAAAAAAGUAUUAAAAUACCUAUAUUUAAAUAAUUUAUAAUAAGACUGGUUUUUAGGUAUUAUUAAAAACAAUGUAUUGUAAGAAAUAUAAAUUUAUAUUGAAAUUUUAAUGAUUUUUGACUGUAUUAAAAAAUAUAUAUUUUAUAAAAAUUA
Molecule: messenger RNA, 4411 nt
Organism: Aphis gossypii (cotton aphid)
Lineage: Eukaryota; Metazoa; Arthropoda; Insecta; Hemiptera; Aphididae
Product: inverted formin-2-like
Biological process (GO): actin cytoskeleton organization
Molecular function (GO): small GTPase binding; actin binding
Source: RefSeq, a predicted model, not a curated record